Messenger RNA from Copidosoma floridanum, 1027 nucleotides. It is a transcript of the gene amrt, whose product is annotated as TM2 domain-containing protein 2 amaretto. NCBI's taxonomy places the organism in Eukaryota, Metazoa, Arthropoda, Insecta, Hymenoptera, Encyrtidae. The record is from RefSeq and is a predicted model, not a curated record.
UACAUGAUUGGUCCAUUCCGUUGAAUCAAAGAUACUUGUUCUCUCUCUUUCCGUGUGAAAAAAGAAAUAACUUGUGCUCCUGAUAAUUGUUGUAACAGGUGUUUUUGUUUAUCCGCGAUGAUUACAAGUGCGACAGCUACUCUCACUAACAGCAGGCAUUCACUCGUUAUCAGCUGAUGGUUUAAAAAGUUAAAUCCCAAGGUGUGUUUUGACUGAAAUUAUGAUGAAGACUCAUUGGAUAAGAUGAAGUUCUGGUUGAUGGUGAUUUUGUUGGGGCUGUCAAGGCUUGGAGACUGUUACAAUGAUAUACUUCCAAAGAAUACUAGCUUGGAGCCUCAAAGCAUAUACAGGCCUGACGGUCCCCUGGUUCUCUGCAAAUUUCUGCCUAAGGAAUUCAUAGAAUGCAUAGAACCGCAGGACCACAAAGGAAACAAAACAGCCAAAGAAGAUAAUCAGGGCGUGGGCUGUGUAAAGUUUGGUGGUUCAAGAUACGAAGAUGUAGAAAAGACUAAGGUUCGAUGUACAGUUUUGCCAGAUAUUGAAUGUCAUGGUGAAAAAACAUUCAUUAGAGACGGCAUACCAUGCAUUAAAUACAGCGGACAUUACUUUACGAUCACACUGCUGUACAGCAUUCUGUUGGGAUUUCUCGGUAUGGAUCGUUUUUGUCUUGGACAAACUGGUACCGCAGUUGGCAAACUGUUAACAUUGGGUGGCAUUGGAGUAUGGUGGGUUGUAGAUGUUAUCCUUUUGGUUACAAAUUCACUGCAGCCUGAGGAUGGUAGCAAUUGGAAUCCUUACGUUUGACAAUGUGUCAGUUCAUUAAAGACUAUGGCUUUUUUUGUUUUCUUAAUAAAUAGCAGCGAUUUUUAUUAUACCGUAUCUUUACAAAACUUGGUUUUAUUUGUGCAAUCUUGUGUUGAAACGUUGAAUGUCUUGCACAUGGGUGAUUCUUGACAUUUUUGUAAAAAAUUUACAUCUUUGUACAUAAAUACAGAAAAUUUUUAAAAAAUAUUUUCAAACUCUUGAC